Molecule: messenger RNA, 1086 nt
Organism: Polypterus senegalus (gray bichir)
Lineage: Eukaryota; Metazoa; Chordata; Cladistia; Polypteriformes; Polypteridae
Exons: 5
Coding region: 80-685 (201 amino acids)
Source: RefSeq, a predicted model, not a curated record
UCUCCCUCUUGGCAGCCUCGCGCCCGCAGGUGAGAAUGCGCGUGGAUGAACAGGCGCUUACAGGGAGAGGACUGACACGAUGUAUGUCCGACCACCCUACGGUCGUCAUGUCAGCCCUCACAGAAGGCGACCGACCGCAACGGGACAGCGGAUCCUGUUUACAGGGCCGGAUGGCGUUGGUGACUACAAGGUGAAGAGGUGCGACUUUCCACACAGUGUCGGGGUGGGCUCUAAACUGCCAGAGGCUACCAGCGAGCUGAGUUACCUGUACCGUGCGGCACCUGGGACGCCAACACCGCUGCCGAAGCAAUGCUACGUGGGAGGAGUUGGAUGGGGAGUGGAGGAGUUCUGCACGUUAAAUAUGAGGACUCUGAACAGCAACAUGCAGCUGAAGCGGGCUGAAUUUCGUCAAGAAACCGAAGACCGAGUCACUCAUCGAUACCAAAAUCCAUGGCAGCCACCCCCCCAUGUUCUUGACAAGCAACCUGGAAGAGCCAGAAGCACCUUAGCAUGGACUCAGAGCCAGUUUGAUGGGUACCUUCAUGGAAGCAGUCAGUGGGCUCAAUCCCAUGGGAAUAGGUGGACACCAGCUGCUACCCCAACAUGGAUACCUAAGAACCAUCUGGCUCCAGACCAAUCCUCACACGUUUCAGAAGAGUCAUCCAGUGUGCAAGAUUGGAAAUGAAACUGAUGCCAUUAAAGCUUCUGUCAUAUUACUGAAAAUCUAAAAAAUGAUUAAAGAAAAAACAAAAGAAGCAAUGAAACCUCUGGGGUCAAAGUUUACUUCCUCAUCCGAGUUUGUGGAUAUCAAAUGACAAAACAAUUGCUACGUUCAUCUGUGAUCUUCUUAAGAUUUAGUUUUGUUUUAUAAUUUCAUCGUCCGUUUCUCUCAGCUAAACUUUGGUUCACGUUUAGACUUUGUCGCUACGUUUCUUUGAUCGCUCGGUACCGACUUUGGCUUCAUCGUCUUGACCUGAAGAUUUUUUCAUUGCCAUGAGGAACGACACGUUUCCCCUGAAUAACUCCAUGGCCCAUAUCAACAUUUACACUUUCUACAUCAGCAUCGCACACUCCCCUCAAAUAGUU